CAGUGGCCUGUCUACCCCUGACAGGUGUACUUUGGAGUACAAGGUUGACAGUUGGAUGGCUGACUGGCCUUGCCAAAUGAAAGUAGCGUUUGUAUGGUUGACGGUAUCCAAAUUAGGUUCUGUUCAUUGCUUUGUGUUUUGAGACUGAUUUACCUGAGGUUAAAAAGGCUAGCUAUUCCUACACUAAAAGUUGGCCUCUUUCCUGAUGGGAAGCCCAGUGAACUGUUUUAUUGAAGUUAAUUUUGCCCGUCUUUUACGGCUGUGGCAAAGUCUGGGAAAUGUUAACUUACAUAUUUCCAGGGGACACAUCCAGAGAAUCCUCUAUAGAGUAGAGUAGGAUUACUGUAGAGUAGGAAAGCCCAGCUAUUGUGUUGACUCAGCCUGAGUGGUAAGCAAUAGGAACUUCUUAUCAAAAGGAUGUUUUGCCCUGGAGUUUAAUCCUCUGAGUAUUACUAGCCUUCAUUUCUCAUAUCGUCCAGGACUGUAUGAUUUCUGUGCCAUACAAAAAGGGUGGUGUUCGGAGUUGACAGGCAUGGAGACUAACCGGCUUGCUCAGAAAUCACACUGGGAGGAGCUUGAGAUGGUUAACUGAACUGCAUAGUGGAGGGCCGAGGGGAGUAGCCUGCAUAUGGCUGUGAGGUUAAUACAGAAAACUUUACCUCUUCUACAUAGUGGAAUUAUUAAUGGCUAUGUUAAAUAUAUAAAUUACUCCUAGGGUGUCCAUAUAAUGUUAGUAUGCAACUGAAACAUUUUGAAGCCCAUUACAUCUCCAGGCCCAGGGAAGGGGGGCGGGGGCGGGGGCGGGUGUAGUCUAAAGACCGUUUCUCUGUGUAGCCCUGGCUGUCCUGGAACUCCCUCUGGCCUCUAACUCAGAGAUGAGCCUGCCUCUGCUCCGUCUCCGCCUCCAGAGUGCUGAAAUUAAAGGCAUGGAUCACCACCUCCCAAUUUUCAGUCCCUAACUUCUAAAUUGCCCCCCUUUUCAUUUGCCUGGCCUCAAUCCAUGCAAAUCCGACUACACUUUCCCUGCAGUCCCCACUGGAGUCACUAAAGUCCCUGCCUAAUCUCUUCGUUCUAUCGAUUUAUUGGUCCCACAGCUCUCCAGCGAAGUCGAAGUCGUAUUUCUGUCACCGCCCCUUUCUCCUAACCACCCUAACCAACCUUGCCCCGCCUCCACCCUUCUGUGUAGCAGCCUCAGCCCCGCCCCCGCGGUAUCCCCUCCAAGCAACCUGCCUGCGUGAGUUGACGCCACAAUACCCUUCUGCUCCAGCUCCUAGUUUUCCGCAGUGCUGUAGCACAAACCCAGCCUUUCCCCCACGCGGCGCACUUGGCCCUGGCACCUGGCGCAGUGCAAGGCUCCUUCCUUGAGCCAUGGAUGCUGUGGAGCUUGCCAGACGGUUGCAAGAAGAGGCCACGUGUUCCAUCUGCCUUGACUACUUUACUGAUCCUGUGAUGACUACCUGUGGCCACAACUUCUGCAGAGAGUGCAUCCAGAUGAGCUGGGAGAAGGGGAAGGUGAAGAAAGGGAAGAAGAAGCAGAAGGGCUCUUUCCCCUGCCCCGAGUGCAGAGAGAUGUCCCCUCAGAGGAACCUGAGGCCCAACCGCCUACUGACAAAGGUGGCUGAGAUGGCCCGCCAGCACCCUGGCCUGCAGAAGCGGGACUUGUGCCAAGCACACCAAGAACCCCUUAAGCUGUUCUGCAAGGAUGACCAAAGCCCCAUUUGUGUGGUCUGCAGGGAGGCCCAGGAGCACCGAAUGCACAGGGUGCUGCCUCUGGAUGAGGCUGCAAGGGAGUAUAAGCUCAAGUUGGAGGAGGACAUAAAAUAUCUACGGGAGGAGAUAAUGAAGACAGAGACACUGCAAGCCAAAGAGGAGCAGACUUUAACUGACUGGCAGGAGAGAGUGAAAGAGCGGAGAGAACGCAUCCUGGAGGAGUUCCAGAAGGUGGUCUUGUUUCUGGUGGAAGAAGAACGGAGGCUCCUCCAGGUCCUGAAGAAGGAGGAAGAGGACACCUUAGGGAAGCUGCAGGACAGCAAGGCUUCCCUGGACCACCAAAGCCGUUCCCUGGAUCUGAUCCUGUUUCAGCUGGAGGAGCGGAGCCAGCAGGAGCCCCUCCAGAUGCUGCAGGAUGUGAAGGACACCUUGAACAGGAAGGAGAACCUCAGCGUGCAGUACCCAGAGGUAGUCCUCCCGGUGGCUAUCAAGACCGUGUGCAGAGUUCCAGGACAAAUAGAGGUGCUCAAGAGUUUCCAAGAGGAUGUGAUGCCGGAUCCCAGCUCAGCAUAUCCCUAUCUCCUCCUGUAUGAGAGUCGCCAGAGGCGGUACUUGAGCCCACCGCCAGAGGGCAGCGCCCCCUACAGCAAGGACCGGUUCAUGGCCUAUCCCUGCGCUGUGGGGCAGAAGAGCUUUUCCUCUGGAAGGCACUACUGGGAAGUGGGCAUGAAUCUCACUGGGGAUGCACUCUGGGCCUUGGGGGUGUGCAGGGAGAAUGUGAGCCGGAAGGACAGGGUGCUUAAGUCCCCAGAAAACGGCUUCUGGGUGGUGCAGCUGUCCAAGGGGAAGAAACAUCUGUCCCUGUUACCCAGUUCCACUCCGGUCACUCUCACGGAGCCUCCCAGCCACAUGGGCAUCUUCCUGGACUUCCAGGCCGGAGAGGUGUCCUUCUACAGUGUGAACGAUGGGUCCCACUUGCACAGCUUCUCCCAGGCCGCCUUCCCUGGGCCGCUGCUGCCAUUCUUCUGCUUGGGGGCUCCAAAGUCCGGGCAAAUGGUCAUCUCCACGGUGACCAUGUGGGUGAAGGGAUAGAGGCUGGGGCGGGGCACAGACACUAGGUGUGCCCAUUGGUUCCCCAGAAGGCAGGGUGUUUCACCACCGCGGCCACCUACCCAGGCUUCUCUGGAGCACUAAGAGUUAAUACCUGUCCUGGCAGGGCAACUAACCAAAAUACAAUCAAGAUUAAAAUGCUCAAGUGA
Mastomys coucha (southern multimammate mouse) is the source of this 2969-nucleotide messenger RNA. RefSeq names its product tripartite motif containing 17 (gene Trim17). Gene Ontology annotation, molecular function: protein binding; zinc ion binding. The transcript has 7 exons. The record is from RefSeq and is a predicted model, not a curated record. Bases 1369 to 2802 code for a protein of 477 amino acids. Lineage: Eukaryota; Metazoa; Chordata; Mammalia; Rodentia; Muridae.